AUGGAGGUGAGGACGAAGCCGGUGGGCGCGCGUGGCGGGCUCGUGCUCGUGCUUGUGCUCGCGUGCGCGCUGUCCGGCUCUGUUAGCGCGCGCAGCUGCUCUGAAUCGCGGCGCGAGUACGAAGCGGCCGGAUACAGCACGAGCAGCGCUCCUGUCACUACUAUUUCCGGUGAACACCUGCGUUUCUGCCCUCAUGACUACACCUGCUGUACGAGCGCGAUGGAGGAGACGCUUGCACGGCAGAGUGAAGUCGACUUUUUGUCUGCUGUUGAUGAGACCAGCAGCUUCCUUCAGACGAGUUUCACCCAUGUACACCGACGCUUUGAUGAGUUUUUUGGUGAGCUGAUUGGUGUAUCAGAGAAGUCGAUGAAUCAGAUGUUCACUAAGACGUACGGACGCCUUUACACUCAGAACACACACCUCUUCCAACGACUGUUCACACAGCUCAGGAGCUACUACUCAGGUGGAGGUGUGUUGGUCUCAGAGGUAGUAUCAGAAUUUUGGGCAGAGUUGGUGGAGCAAGUGUUCACUCUGUUAAAUCCUCAAUAUCACUUCAGUCUGGAUUAUCUGGAGUGUGUGAGCAAACACACCCAACACCUACAACCACUUCGAGAACUACAACGUAAACUCAGCACACAGUUAUCCAGAGCACUGAUUGCUUCGAAGGCGUUGGUGCAGGGUCUCUCUACAGGCCAGGACAUUGCUAGCAAAGCUAUUAAGUUUACAGUCAGUGAAGAGUGUGGAAAGGCUUUAAUGCGUCAGUUGUUCUGCCCACUGUGUGGUGGAAGUCCGACGCUCCGAUCCUGCCACCCACUCUGCCUGAACGUCAUGAAGGGCUGCCUGGCCAAUCACGCGGAGCUAAACUCUGAGUGGAAUCGCUUUAUUGAUUCUCUUCUUGCAUUGGCUGAGAGGCUAAAUGGACCAUUUAAUGUUGAACUGGCAACUGAUUCUGUGGCGGUGAAAAUUUCUGAAGCCAUUAUGCACAUGCAGGAGAACAGCAUCAGCAUCUCCACAAAGGUCUUUCAGGGCUGUGGUAACCCCCGUCCAACCCCCAGCAGAACCAGACGUUCUCUUAAGGAACGAGUGAGAGGCAGAAAGACAGAGAGAGAGCGAGAGAGCAGGAGAACCUUUAGGGUCUUCAGUCCAGAGGAGAAACCAACAACUGCUGCAGGAACCAACAUGGACCGACUGGUAUUGGAUCUGCAGCAGCGGUUACGGCCAAUGAGGGAAUUCUGGGUAAUGUUGCCCCACUCCCUCUGUAACGAAGAGAAAAUGGCUGCUGACGUGACCAAUGAGGAUCGGUGCUGGAAUGGUUACGCACGUGGGAGGUAUAUGAUGAGUGUUAUGGCUGAUGGUUUAGUAAAUCAGGUGAAUAAUCCUGAGGUUGAGGUUGAAGAUUCUCCGGAUAUUAAAACCCGUCAGAUCAUCAUGGAGCUGAGAGUAGCGACACACCGCCUGACACUGGCACACCGAGGAGUGGAUACACACACCCUGCACAGUGAUGAUGAGGAUGGUAGUGGAUCGGGAUUGGUUGAUGAGAACCUUUAUAGGAACGACUGGCCCAAUCAACCACGAAGCCCCACCCACCCAUACAAAACCCGCCCCCGAGACCGGAGCAGAUCUAACGGAUCGAUCAGAUCAGGUGUACAGAGAGCCACGCCCACCUUCUUAUUCUCUGUGUUUCUCUCUCUGAAUCUCUCGCUCUCCCUACAGUGGAGAUCAUGAUCAUGUGAUUUUAAUCAGAAUUUAGUACAAAAUCCAUGAAGGGUAGAAGGUGUAAAGCCUCAGCUCAACACCCGGGAUCUUCUCUCCAUCAGACGGUUCUGCAUCAAGAUCCGUCGCUCAUCAGUAGCUGAUAGAACCACAUGAACAGGGAUUAGUUUAUCAAACCUCAUCAAGCGUUACCACAAUUCAGUUACAUUCACAAACACCGCUUAAAACUUUACUGUGCAAAAAAGAAGUCUUAUGGGAACCAGUAUGUGUGUGUAUGUAUGUAGGGUUAGGGGAAUUUCCCAUCAGGAUUUAUUAUUAUUAUUAUUUAAGUGUUAUUUUAUGUAUGUGUGUGUGGCGGGAGGUGGUCUACAAUCUUAAAUCCAUGUAUUUAUUUAUUUCUGUAUUUAUUUAUUUCUUUAUUUAAUUUUUUGGAAAGUGUAAAUUGUGUAAAUCGUAACUUUGUACUCUGGAAUUCUACACUUUUGUACACAUUUUUAGCACAAACCUGAUUUUUGAUUGUAAUUUUGUACAGAAACUCAGAAUAAACUUUCA
Molecule: messenger RNA, 2265 nt
Organism: Trichomycterus rosablanca
Lineage: Eukaryota; Metazoa; Chordata; Actinopteri; Siluriformes; Trichomycteridae
Gene: gpc2
Product: glypican 2
Exons: 11
Coding region: 1-1725 (574 amino acids)
Biological process (GO): regulation of protein localization to membrane; smoothened signaling pathway; cell migration
Cellular component (GO): plasma membrane; synapse; cell surface
Source: RefSeq, a predicted model, not a curated record